Messenger RNA from Medioppia subpectinata, 1719 nucleotides. The record is from the annotation of a GenBank genome assembly. Lineage: Eukaryota; Metazoa; Arthropoda; Arachnida; Sarcoptiformes; Oppiidae.
AUGACAUUUUGCGGCGCUACAGCCAGAGGCAAAAACUACGGCGCGAUUUCAUGCGAAUCGUGUAAAACAAUAUUUCGUAGAAAUGCCCACAAAUACGAGACAUUGAACUGUAUUUAUGACAACAACUGUACAAUAGAUGUGUCGCGACGUAAGUAUUGCCGCAAAUGUCGUCUCCGGAAGUGUUUUGCGGUCGGAAUGAGAAGAGAGAGGAUAUGGACUGAAAACGAGACGAGUUUGAGAUCAAGUCUUAUACAGAAAAACAGAUUAAAGAAACAAAUGGCGCCAAAAAUACAGAAUGUGGUCAAUUCAUACGUUAAGAAUGCUAAUUACAAUAUGACUCGUAUUGAGUAUAAUGAUCAUGAUAAUUCUACCGAUCUAGAUCACCCCAACACUAUUAGCCUAACAAUUAGACGGCCUUUGAAUGCAAACAAUUUGUAUUCGUUGCCAACGAUUACAUCCGACUAUCAAUUGGAUGUAAUCAACAAAUUCAGCAAAAAUACUGUCUCACAGACUGUCGGCCGACAAUUGUUGGCCAUAUUUCUCGAGCAAAUUGUGCGCAAAAAUGUAAACGUUGUUAAAUGUAUCGACGCGUUUGCCUGUCUGACUGAGCAUGAUCAAAUAAUUCUCGUUAAGUACGGCAUGAUUGAAAUGUGCAUGUUACUAUCGGCUCUGUAUUUGGAAAUUCAAAUUCCAUACCCAUUCAAAUUCAAUAAAUCAUUGUUUGGCGCAUUAAAACAGUGUAAUAUUCAUGAUUGCAAACGUGGUAUAUUUGACACCACCGUUGAUAAUAAAUGGGAAUAUGAUAGAAACGUGGUCAAUUUGAUGGGAGCUAUUUUGGAACUUAACCCGAAUCGUCCGCAUCUGAUCCAUAGGGAUGUGAUUGAGUUUCAACAACACGUUUACAAACAUUUGCUCCGAAAGUAUCUCUACUUUAAAUACCGAUCGGAAUACGAGUCGAGCCAUAAGUUUCAGAAACUAAUGCAUUGUUUAAAUAAUUUGAAUUUAAUGAGCGAUUUGUUUGCAAAAGCCUUGCUAUCGGCCGAUACUAACCAUAGGAUGCCUUUAAUGAACGAGAUUUGUAUUUGUGGAGACAAAGCGAGAGGAAAUAAUUACAACGUGUUAUCAUGCGAUCCGUGUAAAUGUGUCUUUAAACGAAAUGCACACAAAUACGAGUCAUUGCUCUGUAUUUAUGACAACAACUGUGCAAUAGAUGUGUUGAGCCGUAAGUUUUGCCGCAAAUGUCGUCUCCGAAAGUGUUUUGCAAUCGGAAUGAGAAAAGAGAUGAUAUUGUCUGAAGACGAGAAAACAUUGAGGUUGGAUCUGAUCCAAGAAAACAGACGCAACAGACAGUCCACUGCCGAUACACAGCUGCGGACGAGUCAAUCAACCACUCCUGAGACCAAUGAUAUUAAUACCGUAUUGACUGACAAUAAGCAAAAACAUAGUGAAAAUGAUUACAGCAUAAUCUCACUUUCCAUUGAGCGACCGAUCGCUAAUUAUCUAUACAUUUAUUUUAAUGAUAUGGAGACUAAACGAUUGAGUGAAUGGUUUAACGCGAUUAACAGCUAUUCGUUGCCAACGAUUACAUCCGACUAUCAAUUGGAUGUAAUCAACAAAUUCAGCAAAAAUACUGUCUCACAGACUGUCGGCCGACAAUUAUUAGCUAUAUAUUUAGAGUUAAUUGCCCGCAAAAUGGUCAAGGACCAGCUCGGUGUAUAA